AUGCAGAUUGGACCAAACACAAAUGCAGAGGUCGCUGCUCGACCUCCUCUCUCCUUUAUGCGGCUUCCCAUAGAUCUCCACGUCUAUCUUUUGUCCUACCUAAACUACCGCGAUCUCCAGAUGCUCCGCGCCACAAACACUUACUUUCGCUACCUCGUUUCUGAAACGGAGCUGCGGCGCUCCAAAGCUGCGUAUGUCAAAAUAAUUUACUGGAAAGAAGUCGAGGAGGCAUUGCGGGAGCACAUGAGAAGGCUGAAAUGUGAAGCAUUUGGCACUAUCCCAGCCAAUCCGCCCGAGCGCCUCUAUCUAACAUGUUACACCUGUCUGCGGCUUCUACCAACAGAGGAGUUUGCCGACACACAGGUGACGAGACGGCGGACAUGGGGUCACACUAACGCUUGGAAGAGGUUUUGUACUGAGUGCGCGAUUCGGCAUAACAGAUGGAAACCAGGGACAUUCUUGGGCUUCCAGGGAGGUGAAAAGCUAUAUUGUAGGGGGUGUCAUGUCAUCAAACCCAGCCCGGUCGGUGAAAUUGCAAGAUCGCUCGGCCUUUGUCAAGAUUGUGCCGAUAACACUUCAAUUUCCACUCUUUUCGCCGAUUUACGCGGCGAUUGGUAUGAAAAGAAGACGAUCUGUGAUCAGCUUCUCGCACAGUACGAGCAUCCUGGAAGGACUCUUUCAAAAAACGACUGGGAUGCAUUGUCAAGGGACGUUGCUAAUCUGAAGCUCUCUCAGUAA
This is a messenger RNA of Ophidiomyces ophidiicola, 738 nucleotides long. RefSeq lists its product as uncharacterized. The coding region runs from base 1 to 738 and encodes 245 amino acids. NCBI's taxonomy places the organism in Eukaryota, Fungi, Ascomycota, Eurotiomycetes, Onygenales, Onygenaceae. The transcript has a single exon. Gene Ontology annotation, molecular function: protein binding. The record is from RefSeq and is a predicted model, not a curated record.